UUCGCUCGUUUACCCAUAUCACUAUGCGCUUGACAGUUGUACUAGCAGCACUAGCUUACUGGUACUCUCCACCAGAGGCCGCUAGCAUGCGCACUUGUGAAGCGGCCGCUCGUAAGAUAGUUCAUCGGUUCUAUCCAUUACGCCACUGCCAACGUUCCAAUCGCACCGUGAUCGGUCUAAAGAAUGUAAAAACGGUUCGCGAGUGUGCUGAUUUUGCCCGUCAUAAGCAGGGAUUGGCGUUUAACUAUGCACCGCUAGAUCGGAACAAUAGUAAUUGGUUUGAGGUGGUGAAAGAACGUGAGCAGAACAAAACUACUCUACCACCGCAACCACCACGUGUCGCGAUCAAUUCGUUUGGGUUUGACGAUUUCUACAACUGUCACGUGCUCGAUUGUCCAGAAUAUCGUAAUCUUUCGACAAUUGUUAACGAUACUCGAUUUGAUUACUACACACUUUACGCAAGAGUUCUACCUUCUGCAAAUUCCACCUGUAUACCGUCAAUCGGAAUGUUUCUGUACGAUGACACAAAGAAAAACUACUCAUACGCAUACAACUCUUGUGUUACUGCUGGUGGUAGCUUGGCACACAUUGCUAGUGAUGCUAGAACGUUUCAUCUGUCCAAAUAUAUUGCGAACUUGCCGCUGGGGAACACUACAACGACGAACUCUACCAACAAUGCUCCAAUUGAUGCCGUAUACUACGUGGGAUUGAACGAGACGUUAAAGAAUCGAUUUUUCACCUCUGCCGAUGAGCGUCUGGAUUGUUUCAUCUUUCGAGCUUGGGCUCCUGGACAUCCGGACCGUAACCGACAUCCUCCCAGCUGUGUGGCACUAACUGACGAAGGUUCCUGGAAGACUUAUAACUGCAACCGAACACUGCCGUAUAUCUGUGAGUUACAUACCUCGGGGCCAGCGCUGUACCAACCCAAGCUGAAACGCAAAUGCCACGUCAAACGUCCAAACAAUAAAAUUGCACCAUCUCGUCGAGUAACGCAACGAUGA
Molecule: messenger RNA, 1001 nt
Organism: Anopheles funestus (African malaria mosquito)
Lineage: Eukaryota; Metazoa; Arthropoda; Insecta; Diptera; Culicidae
Exons: 3
Coding region: 24-1001 (325 amino acids)
Source: RefSeq, a predicted model, not a curated record